AUGGCAAACAGCGAGUUCCAAUACGUCAGGUCCUUCGAGACAUGGGAUGCGCUACCACCCUCCAACUGGAUCGUCGUACGAAUCGAUGGACGAGGUUUCAGCAAACUCUGCAAAAAGUACGAUUUCGCCAAACCGAAUGAUCGGCGAGCAUUGGAUCUCAUGAACGCAGCGGCAGUGGAAGUCGUCAGGUCCUUUGUCGAUAUCGUGCUUGCAUAUGGCCAAAGCGAUGAAUACAGCUUCAUCUUCCACGAGAGCGCACAGCUCUUCGAGAGGCGAGCGGUGAAACUGGCGACGAGUGUGGCAACGCAGUUCACGGCAGAGUACUGCAUGUUGUGGCCGAAGUACAUGCAAGGCGUCGAGUUAGAGAGACCUUGGCCGACUUUCGAUGGAAGAUGCGUGUGCUAUCCGAAGCGCAAGAUCCUGAGGGAUUAUCUUGCUUGGAGACAAGCGGACUGCCACAUCAACAAUCUUUACAACACGACUUUCUGGAACUUGGUGCUGAAAGGGGGCCGGACUGGUACUGAAGCUGAGGAAGAGCUGAAAGGGACCGUUAGUGGAGAUAAGAAUGAGAUCUUGUUCACCAAGUUUGGGAUCAACUAUAACAAGGAAGAUGAGAUCUAUCGCAAGGGAACGGUCGUGUAUCGGGCGUAUGAUCUGGAGGUCAAUGGCCAAGAAAGGAACAAGGAAGCUACCGAGGGAAGCAAAAGUCAGCUCGAGAAGGAGAAGAAGAGGAAAAUGAAGGCUAAGAUCGAGGUUGAGCAUUGUGAUAUCAUCGGUGACGGCUUCUGGGAGAAGAGGCCGUAUAUUCUGGCUUCGAAGAGAGGAGAGGAUUACGGGGAGUGA
Messenger RNA from Zasmidium cellare ATCC 36951, 843 nucleotides. RefSeq lists its product as uncharacterized. The transcript has a single exon. NCBI's taxonomy places the organism in Eukaryota, Fungi, Ascomycota, Dothideomycetes, Mycosphaerellales, Mycosphaerellaceae. Gene Ontology annotation, biological process: tRNA modification. The coding region runs from base 1 to 843 and encodes 280 amino acids. Gene Ontology annotation, molecular function: tRNA guanylyltransferase activity; magnesium ion binding. The record is from RefSeq and is a predicted model, not a curated record.